UUUUAGUACAGGUGGAAGAAGGUAUUUGGUUGGUAUGCAGCUAUGGUUAGGGUUUUAGCAAAACCCUAACAAGACCCAAACCCUCUCCUGCGCACCCACUCUUCCUCUGGCUAGUUCUUGCUCUUCGAUCUUGGGGAGCCUCCUAACACUUCGGAUGAUCCAACCACUUGAUUCUGCCUACUUCCCUGCUUCAAUCCGGAAAUGAGGCCUAUAGUUUUCAGGAUCUCCUUCCUCGCUACCGCAAACCUGCGGCAGCAGCUGAAGAAUUCGCCUGGUUUAGCGUUUUCGACGGUGCAACAUCCGAAUCAAGUAUCCAACUAUCACAAUCGGCGUCAGGAGGAGGAGGGGCGCAGCGUGCGGGUGUCCGUGUGGUGGGAUUUCGAGAACUGUAGCUUGCCGGUAAACACUAACGUGUUCAAAGUGACACAGGGUAUCACUAACGCCGUCAGGGCGAAUGGGAUUAAAGGUCCAAUUCAGGUUACGGCUUUUGGAGAUGUAAUGCAGAUUUCGAGGAUCAAUCAGGAAGCACUUUCGGCUACUGGAAUCAAUCUCUGCCAUGUUCCUUCUGGUGGCAAGAAUAGUGCGGAUAGAUCUCUUCUUGUGGAUCUUAUGUACUGGGUUUCCCAAAAUCCUCCGCCAGCACAUAUCUUUUUAAUAUCUGGGGACAGGGAUUUUGCAGGCAUUUUACACAAGUUGAGGAUGAGCAAUUACAAUAUCUUACUGGCUAGCCCGGACAGUGCUCCUAAUGUGCUAAUUAGUGCAGCUACUAUCAUGUGGCACUGGAGUUCCUUACUCAAGGGAGAAAACAUUACCGGGAGGUUCUUCAACCAGCCACCGGAUGGCCCUUACAAUUCUUGGUAUGGCCAAUACAGGACUCCUAUUGAGGAUCCAUUUGCAGUAGUGGAGCAUCAAACCUCUUGUUUACCGGCUGAGGAAUUGGUUGAGUCUAAGGUUCGUCCAAUUCCAAAGUCUGUUAUGAAGCAGAUUCGUCAUAUUCUUAACUCAUAUCCAGAUGGAAUUGCUAUAUCUCAGCUUGGCACUGAACUAAAUAAGUGUAAUUUGACAAUAGACAAAGACUUUUAUGGGUAUAGAAAGUUGUCUCGUUUCCUGUCAGCAAUGCCACAUGUUGUAAAGCUUAUUCAUUUGGGCAAAGAUCAGUACAUUGUGAAAGGAACCAAUUCUAGAUACGCUGAUGAACCAAUUCCAACUUCAUCUAUCCGAGAACUGGAAGGUGGCAAGUUUUCAAAAGUGGACAGUGAGAUAAGCUCCGGUGAUGAUAUAUCCAAGAAAAAUACUGCAUCUCAAAUUCCUGAAUUGAAGGUGAAUGCUGAGAUGUUGGGGCAGCACGACACUUCUACAUCAAUCAACACUCCAAUUGUAAAAGUGAAAAAUCACUCAAAAAGUUCUCAAGAUCCUAAGAGGGAAGAAGAGUUGAAAGAGUCUCCUAGAAAAAGAAGCAUACAAGAGAUACAGGAACAAGAUAGAAAUAUAAAAUUGCAAGAAAAACCAAAGAAAUUUAAGGCAGCUUCUACUGCCAUUGAAAGUAAAGACAUAUCCCAAAAUGAUGAAAAGCAAGGGGUUGGUCCUGAUGAAGUUUCUCAUUCUGAAUCUGGGAUCUUCAGAAGGUUAUGGACAAAGUGGUUUGCAAGUGUCGAUAUGAAUGAUAAGGAGAAAAACCUUAACAAAUGUGAGGAAAUGAAGGGAGCAAAGGAUAAUAUUGGGAAGAAAACUGUGGUACCAUGCAAAUCUUUUCAGUACAUGUACCCAGCUCUAUUUUCACCUUCUAGUCACGAGGCUUUGAUUGAUGAUAGGAUUCCUAGGGAUGAUGGUACUGUCCCAAAUGUUCCUGCUCAAGGUUCUGGUUUUCUAAAUAAGAAAAUAACCUGGCUUAAGUACUGGAAUUCCCUGGAAUUUGACAAUAAAGUAGAUAAAAACGGUGAAGUGAUGGAUCAGGUGAAAGUUAGUUCUAAGCAGCUUGAAUUAUUUUCAAAAGCAUCAUUUUGGAAAGAACUGGAAUCAUUCCUUGAUACAACCCAAGGUGCAGCUGUUUUUUCCCAAUCAAGAACCAGGGAGAAUCUUGUGCAAAAUUUACAGAAACAGGGACCUUUGAUGCUCAAAUCUCUUCCUGAAAGUGAUUUGCUGCACCUAAUUGACUUGCUGAUCUCUGACAAGAAAUGGGUGGAAGAAUGCUGCUCUGAAGCAUUUCCUUUCAGACUCGUUCGACUCACUGAAAAAGAUCAAAUCAAUAAUCCUCCUGCAGUUUCGAAUGGGUUGAGCCUUAUCUUCGAAGACAGGGAACCAAAUCUGCAGCAACUUGGAAACAGAAAGCAUCAAAAUCCUCCUCAUACUGGAGUUACACAAAAUGUGGUGGCCCACAGGGGUUCCUCAAGCAAGUCCAGAAAUCAAUUGUUGGCUGACUGUCAGAAACUUGUGGAUCAUAUUCUAAAGGAAUAUCCAGAUGGAUUCAACACGGGGCUCUUUGGGAAAUUGUUCGUGGAAAAAUUUGGGUAUGCUCUUGAUCUACAGAAGCAUGGAUAUGAAAAGUUACAGGAUCUUUUACGGACGAUACCUGGGGUGGAACUAAAGUCUAACUUACUUUUUCCUGCUGGAGCAUUCAAGAAUCUGGAAACGGAUCUUUCAGAGCAAGAAAGUAAGAUUGCACCAACGGGUGAGUCAUGUGAUGAGUCCUUUGUUUCACCUAACAAUGAUGAUGACAGUGACUCUUCUUGGGAUGAACUCGGUCCUCUUGAUAACUCGGGGCUGGGGUUAACAGGAAAAACCCAGAAAAGAGAAACUGAGCACAAGGUUCCUGAUUAUGAGCCUCUAAAUGUGGACAACUUCUCUGAUUCAGAAGAGGAGAAAUUCUCCCUAUCAGAAAGUGAAGUGAAGUCAAAACAGGAAGAGGAGCGAAGCUCUUUGCUGCAGAUUCUUGAUUCAUGGUAUGGAGAUGAGAAGGGAGACAACAGAAUGAAGGACCAACCAGUGGAUAGCAAGAAACUUAUCGAUAUUGCAGAUAGCAGCUGGUUGCAAUCCAAACCGAGUGGCCCCAAAGCCAAGACUCCAUCCGUGGCUACAAGCCACUUAAAGAGGUGUAAACCUUCAAAGAUGUACUCAUUUGUUGCUGAACAGCCUUUUGAUAACAAUGACAAAUUAGUUGAUGGCAUGCUCAGUAGCUUAAAGAAGUCUAGUGCGGGUUCGCCUGACUCCAGUGUUGUAGGCUGAUGUUAUGCGCGACUGAAAAACCUGUGGUAUGGAGGUGACGGGUGGUUUCUUUUAUCUUGGAUGGUUGGCACUAGUUCGAGCAGAAUGGCUUUCGUUGAUAUCUGACUGGCUGAAGAGGGGAUAGAUUCUCAAGCACAGCACAACAGACCACAGUAGAUAUCAGGUUUCCACUGUUUUAGUUCAAGCUUUAUGUUGUUAUGCCUUGAGAAAGAGGGGUUUAUAUCAUUCAUACACACUCUGCUACCCCUAUAAUAGAUUAGGUUAGAGGAAAUGAUCAAUGCUGAUAGAUAGAUAGAUAUAUAUGAGAAAUGCCAUCGAUCCCCUUCCUUCCCUUACCCUCAAAAUGAAGUGGCCGGCCUUUGUUUGUGUGAUCGGAGCAAAUCUGAAUUGAGUUCACCAGCUCUUCCUUCCUUUGCCUUUCUCUAUUCUCACUCUCAUUUUCGGUCAUUUCUUUAGUUUGUUUUGUACAGCUACAUUACAUAACAUAACAUAGAUAAUCAAUUAAUUGUUCACCAUUUAAUAAGAUA
Messenger RNA from Andrographis paniculata, 3749 nucleotides. RefSeq lists its product as uncharacterized. The record is from RefSeq and is a predicted model, not a curated record. Gene Ontology annotation, biological process: regulation of gene expression. Lineage: Eukaryota; Viridiplantae; Streptophyta; Magnoliopsida; Lamiales; Acanthaceae. Gene Ontology annotation, cellular component: peroxisome. Gene Ontology annotation, molecular function: RNA nuclease activity. The coding region runs from base 202 to 3222 and encodes 1006 amino acids. The transcript is spliced from 4 exons.